UGCGGGCGGAGGAGGCGGAGGCGGAGGCGGGGGGGACGCGGCGGCUGCCGGGGGGAAGCGGCCCCGCACCGGGAGGGCGGCCCCGGCCCCGGCGCCCUGCUCCCCGGAGCCCCGGCGGAGCCCGCGCCCGGCUCCCCGCGGCCGUGCCCGGCGCGGACCAUGCUGCUGGACGCCGGCCCGCAGUUCCCGGCCCUCGGCGUGGGCUCGUUCGCCCGGCACCACCACCACCACCACUCGGCCGCCGAGAUGCAGGAGCGGGAGCUGAGCCUGGCGGCGCAGAACGGCUUCGUGGACUCGGCGGCGGCGCACAUGGGAGCCUUCAAGCUCAACGCCGGCGCCCACGACCUGUCCCCCGGGCAGAGCUCGGCGUUCACGUCGCAGGCUCCCGCUUACCCCGCCGCAGCCCUGGGGCCCCACGCCGCCCACGUCGGGUCGUACUCCGGGGCUCCCUUCAACUCCCCCCGGGACUUCUUGUUUCGCAGCCGGGGCUUCGGGGAGUCGGCGGCGGCCGGCGGGCAGCACGGCAUCUUCGGGCCGGCGGCCGGCAGCCUGCACCACCCGCACACGGACGCUCAGAGCCACCUCCUGUUCCCCGGCAUCCACGAGCAGCACGGCCCCCACGCCUCGCAGAACGUCCUCAACGGGCAGAUGCGGCUCGGCUUGCCCGGGGAGGUGUUCGCCCGCUCGGAUCAGUACCGGCAGGUCUCCAGCCCCAGGACUGACCCCUACUCGGCGGCUCAGCUGCACAACCAGUACGGCCCCAUGAAUAUGAACAUGGGCAUGAACAUGGCAGCCCACCACCACCACCACCCCGGUGCCUUUUUCCGCUACAUGCGGCAGCAGUGCAUCAAGCAAGAGCUGAUCUGCAAGUGGAUCGACCCCGAGCAGCUGAACAACCCCAAAAAAAGUUGCAAUAAAACUUUCAGCACCAUGCACGAGUUGGUCACCCACGUCUCGGUGGAGCACGUUGGGGGCCCCGAGCAGAGCAACCACGUCUGCUACUGGGAGGAGUGUCCCCGCGAAGGCAAGCCCUUCAAAGCGAAAUACAAACUGGUCAAUCACAUCCGAGUGCACACGGGAGAGAAGCCCUUCCCCUGCCCCUUCCCCGGCUGCGGGAAAGUUUUCGCCAGGUCGGAAAACCUCAAAAUUCACAAAAGGACGCACACAGGGGAGAAGCCCUUCCAGUGCGAGUUCGAGGGCUGCGACCGGCGCUUCGCCAACAGCAGCGACAGGAAGAAGCACAUGCACGUCCACACGUCGGACAAGCCCUACCUGUGCAAGAUGUGCGACAAGUCCUACACCCACCCCAGCUCCCUGCGCAAGCACAUGAAGGUGCACGAGUCGUCCCCGCAAGGCUCCGAGUCCUCGCCGGCCGCCAGCUCCGGCUACGAGUCCUCCACGCCCCCGGGGCUGGUGUCCCCCAGCGCCGAGCCGCAGAGCUCCACCAACCUCUCCCCGGCGGCGGCGGCGGCGGCGGCGGCGGCGGCGGCGGCUGCGGCCGUGUCCGCCGUGCACCGGGGCGGCGGCGGCGGAGGAGGAGGCAGCGGCGGCGGAGGCAGCGGCGGCGGAGGCCACAGCGGCCUCUCGUCCAACUUCAACGAGUGGUACGUCUGAGGUGCCCCCCUCCCCAAACCUUCCCCCCCACCCCCCGACCCCGCCGGACUGCUCCCAGCACGGCCCCGCCGCGGCCCCCUCUUUCUCCAGCCCCGGGGGCGAGGAGGAGGAGGAGGAGGAGGAGGAGGAGGAGAAGGAGGGAAUUUUCUUCGUGGGGGUUUUCUCUUUGAGAACGCUUUAAACCAGCAAAAAGAAAAAGGAAAAAAAAGGAAAAAAAAAAAAAAAGGAAAAAAAAAAAAGGAAAAAAAAUUAAAAAGGAAAAAAAAAAAUCCGUAAAAGUACGUGCCGAAAAUAAGCAAAGACGGAGAGGAAUGGAAAGGAGAAAAAGAGAGAGGAAAAAAAAAAACAAAAACAAAAAACAAAAAACCAACACCACCACAAACACAAAACGCACCCACCCAGCAAAAAGCUUCUCGAGGCGGCGGAAAAGAAACUCUCCCUGCAGAGCAAGGACAAAAGACGAGAGACUGCAGCCCCUCCGGCCCCGCGCCUCCCCGCCCGGAGCAGCCCCGGACUGUGCGGAGCGGCCGGCCCCGGCCAGCGGGGAGCGGAGAUUUCCCGGAUUCUCGGUGUAUAGAAGCCCGUCCCGUUUGUAACCCGCGGAUUGGUCCCCUUCUUAUUUUUUAUUUUGGAUUUUUUCCUUUUUUUUCUCUCUCUCUCUUUUUUUUUUUUUCCUCCCUCCCUCUCCCCUCCGCGCCCGAAAAAGUGACGGACUUUUUAUUUUUCUUUUCUUCCUCCCCGCCUUCCCCUCUCCUCAUUUUUUUUUUUAAUUCACCCGUUUAAAAAAAAAAAAAAGUAACGUGGAAGAGAGAAAAAAAAAAUGGUUUCUUUUGUAAUUGUGAUAUCUUGAAUAUUGUGUUCCUUUUUGAGAGGCAACUUGAUUGUAAACUGCGUUUCGACUAUAGACUGGGGAAGAAAUACCGUGCCAAAGUCUCCAUUCUGUUACCCACACACACACACACACACACACACACACGACCAACAACGCUUGUGAAUGUAUUUUUCUGUUAGCUGGGUUUACAUGUGAUGUUUUAGUGCUUUUGCAAGUUCGAUUUGUUAGUUCCUGUUCGGAAGAUUGUGAGGAGAAAUAAACGUCGUGCCGUUAGCUUUUCCGUAAUAACACCCUUCCUCCUGUAAAUACCUGUUACCAUAUUUAUCCAUUUGUAAUUAAAUUAUGGUAUUAACUUGCUACAGAGGAAACAGUAUUUAUAAAGAAUGUUUCUUAACUAUAAAUAUGUACAAUUGUGAGCAUAAACUGUUUCAGAUUUUUUUAUUUGAAGGUUUAAGUGGUUUCAUCAUUUCUUGUGAUAUGUUUUGAGAGUAAUGCAUACAGAAAUAUAAUAAAAACGUGUUGAAACUGCA
This is a messenger RNA of Anas platyrhynchos (mallard), 2976 nucleotides long. It is a transcript of the gene ZIC2, whose product is annotated as Zic family member 2. NCBI's taxonomy places the organism in Eukaryota, Metazoa, Chordata, Aves, Anseriformes, Anatidae. Gene Ontology annotation, molecular function: DNA-binding transcription factor activity, RNA polymerase II-specific; RNA polymerase II cis-regulatory region sequence-specific DNA binding. Gene Ontology annotation, cellular component: nucleus. The record is from RefSeq and is a predicted model, not a curated record. Gene Ontology annotation, biological process: regulation of transcription by RNA polymerase II.